Molecule: messenger RNA, 4208 nt
Organism: Girardinichthys multiradiatus
Lineage: Eukaryota; Metazoa; Chordata; Actinopteri; Cyprinodontiformes; Goodeidae
Exons: 22
Coding region: 301-3237 (978 amino acids)
Biological process (GO): regulation of apoptotic process
Molecular function (GO): protein binding
Source: RefSeq, a predicted model, not a curated record
AACGUCAUGUGCAGCAGUGAAUUGUGGGUAAUAUACUUCGGCGAAGUCCGCUUCGAUGCGGGCUUCGCUGAAGGGCGGAUGUGGGGCACAAAGGGGGCGGGGCUAAGGACCACUCUGGAGAACUGGGAAACACUACGGACUCGAACCAUCAACUGGAACCCGCAAGGAACAUAAGGGUGGAAGUGCGAGUAUUGGGCCACGGAGUUGCAUCAGUUGCUGUCAAAGAAGAAUAUGAAGCAUUUACUGUAACUUCUAAGAACAAGUGGGUUUAUUUCUAACGAGCAACAGCAGGUUGGAACGAUGGCGACAACUGAGCUGCAUGAUCUGGUGCAAAGAUUGUCAGCUACUGACUCAAGAGCAAAAGAUAAAUUUGCUGUUGUAGAAGAACAACCUUUACUGAACCAGAGAAUAGCAAAGAUGAGCAGUGAUAUUAAUCUGCUGUUGGAAACUCUGGAGGAGCUGAGUGUUCAUGAGUUCACAGUCUUUAAAGAUAUCCGGAGUUUCUCCGCCGACAUGCGGCCCUUCUCCACAAACAGACGGAGCUGGCAGAAGAUGGAAGACCUGCAGGAGAUGGUGAUUUUAAUUGUGCAGACCUGUGGUGAAAAGUCUUUGAUGGUAACCAGUGAUGUUUUAAAGAACAUCUGCAGGAUGGAUUUGGCCCAGAGGUUGUUAAGCAGGACUUCGGCAGCCAGAGAGAUACCGAUGAGAAGACAUCCGUCUGCACUGGUCCACAAAGUGGCAACCAUGGUAGCUGUUAGAGAUGUUCUUCUGGAGAUACUGAUGGAUUUGAGUAAAACUCAAUUCAGUGAGCUAAAAGUGUUACUGCAGUUCAGUUACUUUCAGAGAGGUCUUCAACAAAUCUCGUGGUUUAUACUGACAAGUGCAGACAAGACCAGAAUCAUGGAUCUUAUGCUCAAUAAAUUUGGUAGACAAUCUGUGGAAGUGACCAGGGAGAUUCUAAUGGACUUGAGGAGAACUGAUCUUGCGCUGAUGCUGCCUGAGACCAGCUCAACAUCUAAAGAGGAACUGUCUAUGAAACUGAACUCUGCUCUUCUGCAGAAAGUGGAGAUGUUGGAGUGUAUGACAGAGCUGCUGCUGGGAACACUGGUCAACCUUACUGAAAAAGAGCUCAAGAACUUCCAGAAAAUCACCCUGAGUAAAAUUCACCAUCACAGAAGAUACAUACCCAAGGGGCGAAUCAAAAUAGGAAAUGUGCUGCACAUUGUGGUGGUUAUUGUGCUGACCUAUGACCAACAGUCUCUGAAGAGGACCAUAGAUGUUUUAAAGGAGAUGAAGAGGAAUGAUCUGGUAAAGAAGUUGUCAGACAGGAGCUCAGGACCUAAAGAGAGAUCUUCUGCAGAUCAACAACCUUCUGCUUGGAUCCACAAAUUGGCAACGAUGGCGGUGGUUGAACAGCUACUUUUGGAGGUUUUGAAUGAAUUAAGCAGCGAGGAAUUUUUAUCAAAGUUUAAAAGACGUCUGUCAGACUUUUUACCAACAUUGAAGUUCACACCAGAGAGAGAAAACGUCAUCGAUGUGAUGAUGGAGAAGCUUGGCCAGCAUUCUGUGAAGGUGAUCAAGAAGCUUCUCAUCGAAAUAAACAGAAAAGAUUUGGCUGAGAUCCUUCCAGAAGUUGGGGGAUUCUCUGUGGAGGAAGGAAAUGAAUCUUUUGAGCCAUUAACACCAAGAAGUCUAAUUCUUCACAAUCUUUCUGAGAUGCUUCAUAAGUUGAACAGGAAGACUGUUGUGAAAUUCAAGUCAUUCCUUCAGUUCACGUGUUUUGAGAGGAGUCUCCCACAAAUACCAAAAUCCCGUCUCAACCAUGUGGCCACAGCACAGAAUCUGGUGGAUCUGAUGAUGGAGCAGUUUGGUCAGCAGUCAGUCAAGAUAGCCCGGGAAGUUUUAACGGACAUGAGUGUAACUGAUCUGGACCCAUCAUGUCUGGAGACGGGGCUGGAUCCUGGGAAGAAAUCACAAGGGCGUGUGGAGUUUAAAUAUACGAAAAGAGUCACGCAGGACUCCGACAGCUGGACUAAACUUGAACCUGAGGUGAAAACUACAGAUCCAGGCGAGGCUUCAACUUACAGCCUCCAGUCUGAAGCAGGCCGCUUUGAAUGCAGCGUCUCUGGUUUUCGUUGGGACUGUUCGGAAAAGGUCGUCUUUAAGUACCGGUUCUGCUCCUGGGACGGACACAUGGAGAGGAUGGAAAGCAGAGGAUUCGUGCCUGCAGGUCCCUUAAUGGACAUCAACCUCAUUACUGGGAAGAUGCUGGAGGUGUUCCUGCCACACUGGAUCUGUAUCUAUGACAUCCCCAAACCUUUGGACCAGUUUGCAGUCCUGCACAUGGACGACUGUGGAGACGCUGUGGAAAACGUGUCAGAUGUCUCAUCAUCACACGUCAAGCUAACAGAACCCAUUUUCUCGCCGAGAGCGGUGCUGAUGAGAGCCGGCUUUCCUGUGAAAAUCAACUGUAACAUGUUGAUCUAUCGGACCAACAUAGCUUUCCUCACACUACAUGUUUACCUCAUCCCACGGGACCCGGCUUUACAGCAGGAAAUGGACCGCAGAGAAAAAUCCUUUGGAUACAAAGUCAUCCGAAAGCCAGACCCAGACACGUCUCUGAAAAUGUGUGAUCACUUCAUCCUUACAGCAAGUUUGGAAACAGCAGAAGUUUGUCCUGAGAAAUUGAAGCUCAGGUUUGAUCCCAAAAGACCAAAUUUCUUUGAGGUGUACAUAAAAAAUCCAGACACAGACUUCCAGCUCAAACUCACACCAGAGAAAAGGCCCAACCAAGUGUGGAACUGUGCACUUCGAAAAGAGGAAUACCAAAUAACUGAGGAGAGACAAGCUCCAGGAUUCUCAGGUGGAGCGACUAGCAUCACUUCUUCACACGACGUGAAAGAUCAUGUGGAAGAACAUCUGUCUCCUCUCAUGCAUAAAGCAGUGUCCCUCCGAGAGAUAGAAAGAGAGACCCUUCUGGAAGUUAUUAGAGAUCUGAAGAAGGAGGAACUGAAAUCGUUCAAAUGGUUCCUUAAGAACACUAGGUUCGUGGGUCCACAAACAGAUGAAGAUUUGCUGCGCAUCACAGCACGUCAUCUGGAGAAUGCAGAUGCUUUCGACCUGGUGGAUCUGAUGCUGCAGACCUACAGCAAACAAACUGUGGAGGUAACCAAGGAGGUCCUCAGGAAAAUAAACAGGAAUGAUCUACUGGAGGUGCUGUCAGGAUGCAGCUCAUAAUCCAAACAAAUUCAUGAUGGCAUUUUGAAACCCAUCACCAUAACAGAUUCUGUUCUUUAUUUUCAUUUUUUUAAAUUUGUAUUUUUUUAAGGUAAAUUAUUUCAGUAAAGAUUUGGUGCAAAUCUUUUGAUGAAAGAAUCCAUGAUUUCUGAUAUUUUAACCAUCGUUCGAAAAACAUUUGUCAAAAUAAAACAUUACAGUUAAUAAAUUAAGUCUUUUAAGGUUGUUUUUUUCUUGCAGAAGAUCUCUAUUCCUUUUUGAAGCUAAAAUCCUGUUUCCUGUCAAUCAUACUGGGUCAUGUGAGGUUUUUUUAAUAGAUUCAUUCAGUGUUAUUCCAUCAAAGUGAGCAGGUUCUAGAGCUCGCUUUUAACUGGUUCUGUUAGAACAGGAAAAGAACCAGCUUCGUUCCAUCAUUCCAGAAAGCUGUUGGAUCCUGAUAAAAUAAGGCAAAAACAAUAAGAAUACGAUCAGGGAGCUGGUAUUCUUUACGCUUCAGGUUGAUCAAAGUCUAUAUGAGGAUGAGAAGAGUGAUGCAGAUCUGGGUUAAAGUUAUUUAUUGGCCCUGAAAUCCUGAUUAUAAAAGAAAGAUGGAAACAGCCACCCAGAUCACAUCCUCAUCAGCUCAGAUGGAUCUGCUGGAUGAUAACACGGGUAAAAGAAAUCCAUGUGGUUGAUGGAAUAAAUGAGUGAUGAAUUCAAAACAAACAAAUCUAUUCAUGUACUGAUUAGAAAUCAGUGUAUUUCAUUGAAAGCAAGCAUGGCUGACUAAAGAAGAAUGAUUUAAAGCAACAGUCCACUGUAAAACAACCAUUCUGCCCUUCUAAUUCAGUCAGAAUGACAGAGUAAUAUCAGAUCAUUAACACUUUCCACUGAUUGUUGAAAUCAUGUUAAGUCAUUUUGUGGCAGUGCAAACAAGAUCUUUGUGAUUAAGACAAUUUGAACAUGGUGAUAACUAAAUGUAUGAACAAACC